ACACACAGGCCAUAUGACUGAGUCAAGCUCAGUUUUUAGUUUGUAGCCGUGUUGAGAUAAGUCUUUCUGGGAAUGGUAGCUUGGUUGGACGGCAUUCCAUUUAGAAAUAACCAUGUGAGCUCAGCACCUACGGCUUUUUUUUCACAGCAUAAGAAACCUGGAAGUCAUUUUUAAAAGAUGUCCCUGAUUGCCAUGUCCGCCCCCCGGUCGUCUGUGUUUACAUUUGAGUCUUCAGUGCAUUCCUCCCAUGUGCUGCACUCCCUGGACGAGCAGCGUCGCCGGGACAUGUUGUGCGACGUUACCGUGGUGGUGGAGGGUCAGAGUUUCAGAGCCCACCGCUCUGUGCUCGCUUCCUGUAGCGAGUACUUCACGCAGAGGAUCUCUUCCCUCACACAGCAUGGGGCUGUAAUCACUCUACCACCAGAGGUGACCGCCGCUGGCUUUGAACCCUUGCUGAAGUUUGCCUACACAUCCAAGCUGCUCUUCGGAAAACACGAUGUCUUAGAAAUCCGAAACUCGGCUUCCAUUCUGGGGUUCAGAGACUUCGACGAGGCGUGUUUUGAAUUCCUCCUCCCGAAGUUCUUAUCCAGCAGCGAGGGCUCUUUUACCGAAAAGACGUGCUGCAAGAAGAAAUGCAACUGUGGCACAGAUUCCGACGAGGCUUUGUUGGAUGAGAAAGAAGUAAAACCAGUUGCUGACUCAUCAUCUCAGCAGGAAGUGCUUUGGGACUGUAACAAAUCUGUGACCAGUAAAAUGGGAAGUCUGAGCGGUACAGACACUCUUGCACCUGCAGCCGAGGCGACAAACGGCCGUUUCAUGCAGUGUCCAAAGUAUCGCAAGUUCCAGCAAGCUUGCGGAAAGGAAACUUGUGUCACAGACAAAAGUCUGACUAAUCAAGUGGCGGCGGAUGACUCUAAACUCUCCUGCUUGCCAUGCCCCAGUUAUACAAACAGUAAGAACGAAACUGAGACUAAAUUCCCUGGAAAUUCAACCUCAAAUGCGGUCAGACCGGGGAAAAAAGAGGCUGAGGAGCCUUGGAAAACUCAAACACAUGACCUGAAUGUGAAGAAUGAAAUGGAAAUAGGGGAAAUCAAUAUGAAAAUGGAGGAAGAGAUGCCGCAUACCACAAAAACAACCAACUAUUCGGUCAUGUCCAAUGUCAGGGACGUCUCCUUAGAGCCAAACACCAAACUGGGGAAGAGGUCAUCAGGGUUAAUAUUGCACCAGUGCCCUCAGAGGGCUGCAAGUGAGGACCUCACCGGGUCACUAGGCCAGGAAGGUUUUGACACGGACAUUAAAGAAGACAGGAAAGCAAGGCCACUGGAACAAGUCCCCAUUCAUCAAAAGGCUGAGGCAACUGUGAGCAAAAGGGCAGACAAUCCCUGUCCAAAAGGACAAAAAGGAGGACAGUGCGGCAGCAUGGAAAGAGUAGCCUUUUCAGUAAAUAAUACCAGAGAGAGAAGCACAAUGGAGAAAGAGGUAGCUGAGCACCUGGCACAGCGGUUGGGGUCAGACUCGUGCUUCUCUCAGCUGAACCCCCAGGACCCCGAGGCGGGAAGCUCUGCUGACGCAGGGAUGGUGCAAAGCACACCUUCAGAGUGGCUGGCGUUUCACAGCAACUUCAGCUCCACCCGAAGCAACUUUUUCCAGGAUGUGGACCAGAGGAAGUGUUUAUGGAAAGCGGCGGGGCUGUCUGAGUGCGAGGGGGCAUCUCAGUCGGGUGUAUCAUCCCUGACUUCAGGGGAGGAUGGAGACUCGGAGACGGAAACGGAGGGAGACAGUGAGUCCUACACAAGAGAGAGAGCCAGGCAGAUACAGCUGCCAUUCUCUGUGGACUGGAUAGUGGACCUGAGCCGAAACGACUUCCAGCAGCUGCUGAAGCAGCACGAGUUCACGCGUGAGCAGCUAGAGUUUGUCCAUGAUAUGAGGAGACGCAGCAAAAACCGCCUCGCCGCCCAGCGCUGCCGCAAGAGAAAGCUGGACUGCAUAUACAACCUGCAGUGUGAAAUCAACAAGCUGAAGACAGAGAGGGAGAAGCUGAUCGUGGAGAAGAGCCACUUGAGUCAGCUGAAGCAGAAAACGUGUCGCAGCGUCUCGUCCUUGUGCCAGAGGGUCUGUGGCGAAGCCGGUCUGCAGCCGGAGCAGCUGCAGGUGCUGGCCAAAUACACCUCCCCUGACUGCCCUCUGUCCUCCAUACUUCCUCACAUAGACAGACUUCUUUUACAGCACGGGAUGCCACUCCAGCCCCAGGUAUCGCUCGUGGGCCCCGACAUGUACACGGAGCCCGAGGACGCUCCGUCCACCUCCGGCAGGGACACAGUCACAGGGCAGCGUUCGCUUUAGGUAACGUCGCUUUCACACGCGCUGCUACAAGUAGGACCGUGGUGCUUGAGGCUGUGACAUCAAACUGGAUAUUAAACCGUACUGUACCUAAUGUCACGUCACGUAGCCUAAAAGGACAUUGCCGUGUAGUACGCUCUGACGCAUGGUGACAACAGAAGACUCUUAUAAGCAGAUGUUUAAAUUGACUUAAAUGCUGCCUUAUUAAUUCAGAAAAUGUGUAAUUAUGGGUUGGGUGUCCAUCCAGGUGUUCAGGCCCCCAAACUGAGAGAUUAAGUAGGGACCCCAUACCUAUUACAUGUGUUCUAUAUUAAAUUUGGCCUGGUGCUUUUAAUAAAUAUGCAUUAUUAUUAUCAGUUUGCAUCCAAUAUUAAGCUAUCCCUUAUCCCUUUCCUACAAAAAUAUGUUGGAUUCAUGUUAAUGUGUAUUUAAAGAAAUUUAAAUUAGUGAAAAUUUAAAAAAAAUAAUAAUAAAAAAAUAUAUAUAAAAAUGUCUAAUCAACCAAAGAUAUUGCGUCCCCCCUGCAGUGCCCCUGCAGACCCCCUAAGGGUUGUGGACCCCCUGUUGAUUUAAAUAUAACAGUGUCUGGUUAAAAUGGGGAAAACAAACCAGCUCUGUUAGGAUGCACAUUAAAGGUGUUAAACUUUACAACUGAGUCAUUCGCAGCUUCAGUCACAAAUCAGAGGGAACAAUGGUCUGCCUUUAUAUCAGUAACAUGCUUUACUGCUUAAUUACCUCAGGAUGACUUCUCCUAAUCGUUUGCUUUUGAAAGCAUUUUAUACAGUUUGAUACAAUCGGAUUCUCAGGUGUCCACCCAGUAAUUUCACGUACCUCUCGCAGACAGUGUUGGUGCCGUCCUCCAAGACUCAGAGCACAACAACACAGCACUGUAUUUUGCUCCAUAGCCACACAACCCAACAACUCAGAGUACCGUGUUUACCUUCAGCCUGGCUGACUCUUCUGCCUGGCUCUUUUUUUUUUUUUGUUUUGUUUUUUUUGUUUUUUUUUGUUCUGGCUGUCACUGUGGUAGCCUCUCCUAAGCUGCCCACAGUGACACGGCUCUUUUGAGUUGCACACACCUCUUCUCAGAGCUUCACAUGACUCACUCACACAGACCUCAGAAAUUCACUUAAAAGUUCUGCACUUUGGCUUUGAUAUGUGAGCAAAGCACACAUUUAGGAGGAAAACUGCCUCAUGGUCUUUACUGUAGCAGGCACUGUGCUCUUUUUGAUUUUUAUUAGAUGGAAAUAUCGCGUGUUACUCACAGCCUAAUCAGCUUUUUAUCACCUUUAUGUACUUUACUGCCAAAAGGGUCAAGUGAACAAUGUGUCAAUAACACAUUUAUAGAUGCAGUACAAGCAGAUUUGUGUUUAUACUUCGUGUCUCCUAUUCUGUUAUGUGCAUCUCUGCAUUACUAUGACUUUUUUUUUUUUUUUUACUCCUGCUUAUUGUAAAUAUGAGACUCUCAGGGCUCUUCACAGAAAUCCAGCUUUGCAACUUCUCCAAUGAUUCCUUCUGAUCGCCUUUUUGCUGUACUAUAUUUCCAACCUACAGUAUUUGUAGAAUUCUUGUCACUCGUAAUAAUCAUCCCAGGUGUUCUUUAAAUGAUUUAACCAUCAAGUGAACAUUUGUGGGACGUCUAGUGAUGGUUAAUGACAAAGGAAUGUGGAGAUAUUCAUUCUGCCACAGAGCUGAAUGCAGACUGCACAUUCAGUCCAAGAUAAUCAUGCUGGUGCAUAGCGCCCUCUAGUGUCUGUGCACGGUAUACAGAUUUGUACUGGAGUGUAUACGGCACGAAUAAAUCUUCUUCUAUGUGUGUUAUUUGAUUUUGAGUGUGACAAAAUAAUUGUUCAUUUCCAUAAUCUCGUCAUCUUUUUUUUAGUUGCCUAAUGUUAAUCAGAAGUAAAAUGUAUUCAGAGAGUGAUAAAUAGCUGAGCUGUCAAGGUUUUCUGUUCUGUGGACUCAUCCUGCAACCUGAAUAGAUAUAUUAAUAAUUAAAUACUUUUAAUCUUU
Molecule: messenger RNA, 4353 nt
Organism: Mugil cephalus (flathead mullet)
Lineage: Eukaryota; Metazoa; Chordata; Actinopteri; Mugiliformes; Mugilidae
Gene: bach1b
Product: BTB and CNC homology 1, basic leucine zipper transcription factor 1 b
Exons: 5
Coding region: 178-2343 (721 amino acids)
Biological process (GO): regulation of transcription by RNA polymerase II
Molecular function (GO): DNA-binding transcription factor activity, RNA polymerase II-specific; protein binding; RNA polymerase II cis-regulatory region sequence-specific DNA binding
Source: RefSeq, a predicted model, not a curated record